CGCCCCCUCCGCCCUCCUUCCUCGCCCCCUCCCCCACGGGCCCUGUCGCUUGGGGCGUCGACGACAGCGCCGUUGGUCCCGGCCAUGGAAAGGGCCGAAAAGGAGCCCCCGGCGUCGGCGGUCCUGCAGGACCAGUGCCAUUUCACCCAGAUCAUCUUCACCAAUGUGGAGAAGCGCUACGUGCCGGGAAGGGACGUGACCUGCCGCUACACCCUCACCCUGAACUUCGUGCCCCGCCGGAAGGACUGGGUGGGCAUCUUUCGGGUGGGCUGGAAGACCGUCCGCGAGUAUUACACCUUCAUGUGGGCUUCCCUGCCCAGGGACCUCCACAGCGAGUCAGCUCGGGAGCAGGAAGUGCAGUUCAAAGCCUACUACCUACCCAAGGACGACGAGGAUUACCAGUUCUGCUACGUCGACCAGGAUGGAGUGGUCCGGGGGGCCAGCGUCCCCUUCCAGUUCCGGGCCGAGAGUGAAGAUGGCAUCCUGGUCGUCACCACUCAGGGAGAGGUGGAGGAGAUCGAGCAGCGCAACCAGGAGCUGCAGGAGGAAAACCAGGAACUGCGGGGCAGCUGCGGGAACCUCUUGGAGCAGAAAGAAGAGCUGCAUAAGCAGUUGCAGAGGGCCCAGGAGAAAGUGAAGGAGUUGGAGGGAGAGAUCGACUCCCUGAAGAGCGGAAACUCUGAGCUCCAGAGAGCCCAGGAAACGCAGAACUGGGAGAUGAAGUCUGCCCAGGAACGACUCGUCUCCGUGCAGGAGCAGACGGGGACGCUGCAGAAGGAGAACCAGGAGCUGAAGGGACAGCUGGAGUCCCUGAUGGUCAUCAAGGAGAAGCUGGAGCAGCAAGUCUCCUUCCUGAAGGAAGAGAACAAACGGCUGGAGGGGGACAAGGCCCACCAGGAGGAGGAGCUCCAGCAGCUCCAAGACCAGGCCUGGCAGGUGUUGGCAGAAAAGAAGCAGUUGGAAGUCAAGCUGAAGAGCAGCCUGGACCAGUUGGACCAGCUCCAGUCUCAGUUCUCCAUUCAAGAAAAAGAGAUAGAAAAAGUGUCUCAGGAGGCCCAGGACAAGACAAGGCACCUGGAACAAGUGACGAAGGAAAAUGAGCAGCUGCUCCUCCGUCUGGCCAAACAGAGGGAACAGCAAGAGCGACACGUGGAGGAGCUGAAGCAGGAAACGUCGUCGACGGCCCAGCAGCAUGUGCACCAGAUCAGCGACCUGACCCUCAAGCUGGCAGAGAGUCAGCAGGCAUUUCGCCAAUUGCAGAGGGAGAAGAAGAACACUGAAGGGGAGAAUGAACUCCUGCAAGCUGAGAACAGGAGACUGCUGAGCUAUGCCGAUCGGGACCAGGGCAAUUAUCCCUUCGGUGAGCCCGUUCAAGCCCAGAGACCUUCUUGGAUGGACCGAGAGCCGGGAUGUAUCUUCAGAAAUUCUUACUCCGCUUCCCAAGAGUUUGCUCCGAACGACCUGCCCUCCUUGAAGACCUGCCCCGUCUGCUCUGACGUCUUCCCGGAGGGCAUCUACGAGGAGCACGUGAGGAGCCACACGCUGGACUGCCCCAUCUGUGACAAGAGCUUCUUGGACACCGACCGCCAGGUCUACGACGACCACGUGUUCUGCCACUCCCUCUAGAGAGGGGCUCCUCGCCGCUUGGCGCUUCGUAGCGGAGCCGUGACUGGGCUCCGGACUUCCACCCCAGAUUAGAUCUGGGCCUGCUCCGCCACACCGCCCGCCCUCCGGGCCAGACCCUCCCCGCCCCAGACUAGCCCCCGUGGCUACAGUCGGCGUGGUCAGCGUCAGAGGGGACCGGUCGGGGGUUAGCACCUCCACCUCCGCGCAGCGGGAUACAACCAAAGAUGAGAUGACCUCAGGGGCUUCCCCCAGUCCUCAGACCCAGCCGCCUGGCGCGAUAGCCCUUCCGGGAGUUACCUAUCCCUCACGUCCCCCGUCCUCUUCCUCCUCCCCUUCCCCGCCACCGCAGCCUCACGUACGACGGCCGGCCGGCCGAGAUUUAUUCCCCCGAGCCCCGAACCGGGCGGUCUCCGGUAUCCGCCGCCCGGCCAGGGACCCGCAGCUCCUCCGCUGGGUCCCGUCCCCGCCCCGCCCCGCCGAGCUCCGACGGAUUUGGCCCCGUAGCCUCGCUUGGCCCGCUGCUUUUACCGAGUGAAUUCUAAGGUUGGGACUUGCUCCCUUGAGCCCUUUGCAGGGAGAGCAAGAAUAAACAGAUUAUCUUUUCCAUGCCAAA
Ornithorhynchus anatinus (platypus) is the source of this 2239-nucleotide messenger RNA. It is a transcript of the gene CALCOCO2, whose product is annotated as calcium binding and coiled-coil domain 2. Bases 85 to 1626 code for a protein of 513 amino acids. Gene Ontology annotation, cellular component: autophagosome; PML body. Lineage: Eukaryota; Metazoa; Chordata; Mammalia; Monotremata; Ornithorhynchidae. Gene Ontology annotation, biological process: positive regulation of autophagosome maturation; xenophagy. The record is from RefSeq and is a predicted model, not a curated record. The transcript has 14 exons.